Molecule: messenger RNA, 4395 nt
Organism: Tupaia belangeri chinensis (Chinese tree shrew)
Lineage: Eukaryota; Metazoa; Chordata; Mammalia; Scandentia; Tupaiidae
Gene: MOSPD2
Product: motile sperm domain containing 2
Exons: 15
Coding region: 111-1667 (518 amino acids)
Cellular component (GO): endomembrane system; endoplasmic reticulum-endosome membrane contact site
Source: RefSeq, a predicted model, not a curated record
CCCUUCUCUGUCUAUCUCCCGGCCCGACCGGCGGGUGAUGAGAUACUUGGGCGGUGGCGGUAGGAAGGGCGACGGCGACAGCGACUGCAGUUACUUUCACAACCGUGACCAUGGCCGAGAAUCACGCCCAGAAUAAAGCCAAGAUCAUCUCUGAGAUCCGGCGGAGGUUCGAAGCAGAGUAUAUGGCAGAGAAGCCAGAUAAAUAUGACCCACGUGAUAUCGAAAGGCUACAACAAGAUGAUAACUGGAUUGAAAGUUACUUAUCUUGGAGACAUAAUGUUAUAGAUGAAACGCUGAAGAUGCUUGAUGAGAGUUUCCAGUGGAGAAAAGAAAUUUCUGUCAAUGAUCUUACUGAAUCCUCCAUUCCUAGAUGGCUAUUGGAAAUUGGUGGUAUUUAUCUCCAUGGGUAUGACAAAGAUGGUAACAAAUUGUUCUGGAUCAGGGCGAAGUAUCAUAUAAAAGACCAGAAAACCAUGUUGGACAAAAAGAAGCUCAUAGCAUUCUGGUUGGAACGUUAUGCUAAAAGAGAACAUGGGAAACCUAUAACAGUGAUGUUUGACCUGUCGGAAACUGGAAUAAAUAGCAUAGACAUGGACUUUGUACGUUUUAUCAUCAACUGCUUUAAGGUUUAUUAUUCUAAAUACCUCUCAAAAAUGGUGAUCUUUGAUAUGCCUUGGAUAAUGAACGCUGCCUUCAAACUUGUGAAAACUUGGCUUGGUCCAGAAGCAGUGAGUUUGUUGAAGUUUACAACUAAAAAUGAAGUCCAGGAAUAUGUCAGUGUAGAAUACCUGCCUCCACAUAUGGGUGGGACUGAUCCUUUCAAGUAUAGCUACCCACCACUCGUAGACGAUGACUUCCAGACCCCACUGUGUGAGAAUGGGCCCAUUACCAGUGAGGACGAAGCUUCUAGUAAAGAAGAUAUAGAAAGUGAUGCUAAAGAAACCUUGGAAACAAUUUCUAAUGAAGAACAAACAGGUCUUCUGAAAAAGAGUAAUCCAACCGAAUCUACUUCUAAAGCAGAAGAAAAUGAAAAAGUCGAUUCAAAGAUGAAAGCUUUUAAGAAACCAUUGAGUGUAUUUAAAGGUCCCUUAUUACACAUCAGCCCAGCAGAAGAGCUGUAUUUUGGAAGUACGGAAUCUGGAGAGAAAAAAACUUUAAUAGUGCUGACAAAUGUAACUAAAAAUAUAGUGGCAUUUAAGGUGAGAACAACUGCUCCGGAAAAAUACAGAGUCAAGCCAAGCAACAGUAGCUGUGACCCUGGUGCAUCAGUGGAUAUAGUUGUUUCUCCCCAUGGGGGCCUAACAGUCUCGGCUCAGGACCGUUUUCUGAUAAUGGCUGCGGAAAUGGAACAGUCAUCUGGCACAGGUCCUGCAGAAUUGACUCAGUUCUGGAAAGAAGUUCCCAGAAACAAAGUGAUGGAGCACAGAUUAAGAUGCCACACUGUCGAGAGCAUCAAGCCAAACACUCUGAUGUUGAGAGAAAAUGCUUUGAACAUGUCAGAUAAGACCAAUGAAGACUUAUAUCUACAACUCAAUCGUUUACUAGAAAGCAAUAGGAAGCUUGAAGACCAAGUUCAGCGUUGUAUCUGGUUCCAGCAACUGCUGCUUUCCUUAACUAUGCUCUUGCUUGCUCUUGUCGUCUCUUUCUUCUAUUCAAUGUACAGUUAAAGAAGUGGUGCCUGGAGGGAAACAUGGCACCCUCACCCAUUAGUUGGAAAAAGUAACAGACCCAAAACUUCUCCACCAAGCUACUAAACGCUUCACAUACCUGUGCUUCUUAAGAGGCACCGUGUAGCACAUAGAGUGGAACACAUACAUGUCUUGCAAAUAAACUGUUAGAAUAAAGAAAUGAAGGAGAAAUUGAUUAUAUGAGACGGUGGCUACUUAGUAAAGGCAUAUUCAGUGUGUAAAUUAACAGUUUAAAUAUAAUUUAUUUUUUCUUUUUGAUUUGAAUAUUUUCAAAGCUUCAGUUUCAUCAUGUAUAUAUAUUAGCUGGACUGAAAAGUAUAAGUAAAAUGCUUUGUUGCAGCCAAAAAUUGUAAUCUGCUUUUUUAAUGACAGAAUUAUGAUAGCUGAGCUGAUUUACAAGCUUUUCUAUUCUAUGUACAUAGAAGAACAUGUAUAUUUAAAAAGAAAACCCACAGAAUAAUUUAUGUAAUCAUGACUUUGUAAUCUUGAGAAUUACUUCCAGAUGAUGAUCAAUGUUCUUUUGGAAUGUAAACCUACUUAAUGCCAAACCACCUUAGUCUUUGUUUCUCAGUUCCUAACAGCCUGCCUUUUAUUAAUCUCAGGCAUUUUUAUGAACACUAUCAUUUCGGUAGAAUUUGGAAAACAAAGUACGGUUGGAUUUUUUUCGAGUUCUGUUACUACUGCCCUGAGGGAAAGUGUCUUCCCACACAGUCUUCCCUUCCCGCCAGUUUUAUGCAGCUUCACAUUGUCCUCUAUGGCUAGGCACUGAACUUUUUGCCUAAUUUAUUAUAAAGGCCUGAGUCUCCAUUGUUCCAUCUUUGCUCAUUCCAAAGCAAGGGAGUCUCCCUAUGGACCAUGAAUUGCACCAUCUUCACCCUCAUUUCUAAACAAAAAGUGUUAGAUUAAAAAAAAAAGUUAAUUUUUGUGAUGCUAAGUAGUAAAAUAAUUUAUGUUUCAACAUGUUUCUGGUUAAACAUCAGCCACAAGAAGGAAACUUACCAAAGACUAGAGUCUCUAGGGCUGGCUCCAUAGCCUAGUGGAUCCUACGUGGCUGACCAUGGUUUCAAUCCCGGCUCUAGCACUUAAGAAAUGUCAGGAGCUAUGCAUGGGUGCCCACAGUCCUAGUAGAAGGGAGAAAUGGAGGAAAGGGGAUUUUUGCCAUGGCCACACCCCAUUGGGGGUGCUUUCUCUCCUCCUCCUCUCUCUCUGUCUCUCUGUUUAGCACAUGCACCCUCUGACAAGAGAAAAAAGACUGAAGUGUCUAUAAAGGUGAAAAAAAAUAUAUAUAUAUGCUUGAGACUUGGCUCUUCAUUUAAAGAAUUAAGACUAAACUUGUGAUGGUCUAUAAAGCCUUCAGAUCAGAGUUAACUGGCUGGCCUGAUGUUUGGCUUUGGUACACUAAUACCCACCUGGUAUGGUUCCUAGAGCCCUAAAAGGGUGCAUAUUGCAAGAGCAGAGGCUAAUGAAAUUCAUUUGUUUUCUCAUUAAUACGACCACUUUCAGUUUAUGUUGGUACACAUGUAAAUCUAUUUUAUAUGAAAGAAAAAAAUUGCUUGUAAAAUAAAUUGUGAGCUUCGAUUGAGACAUGUUUAUAGAGAUGUACUAUUAUUCUGAGAUGUAGUAUUGUUGACUUUCAUCUUGAAGAAGCUGAUUCUGAAAUUGCAUUCUGAAGAAUGAUCUAAUAGAGUUCCUUCGAAACUGGCCUAGAAAAUAAAACCUUAAAAGGACACUGGUAUGAUACUUAAUUUGGACUUUUCUGUUUCAGUUUGCCAACUGCAGAUGGGAAGCAGACUGCAGUCCACCCUAAGUCUCAUGCACAAUAUCUCCCUGUGUGUGCACAGUGGCUUCCUUUCCAUGGUAGAUUUUGGGCCUUAAUAUCAUCUAAUCCCAAAGUAUUUGCGUAUGUCUUUUGUUCCUCGACAAAUGAGUGAGGAAAUAAUUAGCCAAGAUCGAAAUCUUUUGUCCUAACAGUGUCCCUUUAAUGUUUCAUAUGAAAAUCAUGUUGACUCACUAAAAUGUCCUUGUUCAAUGUCUGGUCAGUUGAAUUUAAUAACCUAUCUUAUUAACAUUUGUGUGUGUAUUAAAUGUGACCAAGCAGAAUCACUGAAAAUUAACUCUAAAAUCAAAGGCAUCUAAACUUUUGUACUUGUCUCUUUUAAUUAUAUAUACUUACAUUUUAUUUUAUUGUCUUUAUUUGGCUCUAUUUAAUCACAUUUGCAUGAUUAUUAUUUUUAGUACUCUAAUCAAUAAUUUCAUUUUUAAUCAUGUCAUUACCUGGUCAUGACCAAAUUACCAAGGACCAAUGCUUAGAUUUAGAUUUUUGUUUAUACUUGGGAAUGGAAACUAAUGGAUUUUCCAUGAAAACAUUGAUGAACUAUUAUUAACUUGAUCUGCAAGUAGCCUAAAAUUAUGAUUGCUGGUAAACCUGGCCUCAAAUUUCAUAAUACCGUAACUUUUUAUACCUUGCCACUGAUUUUGACUGGAUUUAAUAGCACUUUAUUGUACAAUUACAAAAAAAUAUAUUCCUAGAAUUGUUGCCAGUGUAAUUUCUCUAAUGUUCUGGUGCUUUUCAUAUAUUUUCAGUAUUUUUAUUACUAUAUUGGUAUUUUCUUUGUAUGAAUUGAUCAAAAGAACAUGUUUUCUAUUUUAAUAUGUUUUAGAGAAAUAAUUACAUUUAUGAAAUAAAUAUCAUCAGGAAAAAAAAACA